AACUGUCAAAUUUGAAACAUAACCUAGUUGCCGUAAACACUUUGUUAUGUGUAGUUUUUGUAAUCUUUAUGAGUUAAUAUUCAUAAUACAUGUUUAAUAACAUUGUAUACUAACAUAAAAAUGAUACUGUUGUUGAAAAAAGUCGACGGUGAAUUUAAUUUUUAUCUGACGAAAGAAAAAUGCACUGUCGGACGAAAGCUUUGCGAUUUACUAAUUACCAAUGACCAGUCCAUCAGCAGACAACAUGCAGUUUUGACCAUCAAGAAUGGUUCAGUAACAUUAAUAGACCAAAAAUCUAAAUACUGUACAUACAUUAAUGGACAAAAAGUUAAACCAAAUGACCCUACUGUGUUGGUCCAUGGUGAUGUUGUUAAGUUUGGUGCCUUCAACUCAGUAUACAAAUUUGAAGCAGUAAACUUUGUUACAACUGGUACAGGUUUAUCAGAAACACAAAAGUCACAAUUAAAUAAACUUUUACUCAAAUUGGGUGGAACAUAUACUCAUAAAUGGUCAGAAGAAGUUACCCAUUUGACCAUUUCAACCCUAUCCAAUAGAUCUGUGACUGCCAAAGUAUUACUAGCUAUAAUAAAAAAUGUGCCAUUAGUAACACCAAAUUAUUGGAAACAUUGUGUGAAUUGCCUGGAAACCAAUGAGAAGUUUCCAGAUAUUAAACAAUACAAACCAGAUAUUGUUGAUCCUAUUUUAAACAAUAUAAAUUUGGAAUUCAAAUCAGAGAGGUUUAAUUUGUUUGAUGGCAAAUUAUUUGUAUUUCAAAACAGCAAAAUGAAGAAUGGAGUGCAAGAAGUUAUUGAAAAGACAGGGGGAGAAUGCAUUUCAUGGGAGGAAACUCAACUUUCAAUUGAAGAAAUUGAAAGUACCAAUAAAGAAUUGGUCUUAGUUAGUGGACCUGAAGGAGAAAAAUCUCUGCAGAAUUCUUCAAUUACUUUACUAUUGGAGCAUCUAUCAAAACACAAGAAAAGAAUAGUUCCAUUGAUAGAGAUUUCAUUGGCUAUUCUUCAAUGUUCCUGUGAGAAACACUGCAAUCCCAAUUUUGAUAGAGCAGAAAAAGUAUUUGCCUCCAAAGAAAAUAAUGAUAGUGAUAUUGUGCCUUUGCCUCCAACUCAGACAGAGUUUAUGAGUUGCAAAUCAGAGGUGAAGGAAGAGGAAAUCAUUUCAGAAACUUAUGGAAUAGCUGGGGAAUGUGAUGAAAAAAUUGAUAUUGAGCACCAUAAUAUAGAUUUUAAAGAAGAGACUAAUGAAACUAGGAAAAGAGUUGCAGAAAGUGAAAUUGAAAAUCCUUUCAAAAAAGUGAAAAUAGAAACGAAAACGGAAAUUAUGAGUGAUGAUGAUAUUUUUGAGAUAGAAGAUGAAAGAGCAGAUGUGAAUCAUGUACUUAAUCCUGAUAAAGAAGUUAAAAAGUCUGGGAAAAGACUUGGAGGGAGUGUUAAUGAAAAUCCUUUUAAGAAGAAAAAAAUUGACCUGGUAGAAGAUUCUGAUGAUGUUAUUGAAAUCAAAGAUGAAGAAGAUCUACCUCAAGGAGAAAUAUUCACUGGGAAUAAAAUUAGUAAUCCAUUUUUAACUAAAAACGUUUUUAAAAAGAAUAACACAUUAUCUCGGUUUUUGUCCAAAAGCUCAUCUUUAAGCAUUUCAACAUCCAACAAUACAAGUUUAACACAAAAGCCCUCCCAAACAAUUAAAAGAAGAGCAUCAGAAGAACUUGAAGAAGAUAUGCCAGAAAUAAACCAAAAUCCAUUUGCAUUUAAAAAACCAAAACCUUCUAAAAAGGGUAAAAAUUUAGUGAAAAAUCCUUUUGCUAAAACUAAUGUGGAACAAACCAACACAAAUUCAAACAACCAAAUUUUUACUAGUACUAUGAUUGAAUCACAACCAUGUAGACCAUCACUUACUGAUAUAUCCAUCAAUCAAACUACAAGAUCUGGUCCAAUUUCAUGGCUAAGCAAAGAAACUGCAAUUUCAACAACUUCCAGGUCACAAAGGGAUUUAGAUGAAGAAAUCUGCCAAAUUAUAGAACUAUUCAAAGAAAAAGCACAAGUAGAAAUAGUCACAAUGAAUAUGUCCAUUGCAAGUACAACUAGACCGAAUUUAGAUUGCACGGAUUCGAGUUUGACGAAUGGCAGGAGGAACUUUAAAAAGUUUGUAAAGGUAAGACCUAAAAGACCUCAGAGGACGGUGAUUGAUAUCGGCGAAUUUGUGAUACAAGAACCAAGUUCUACCAAAGGUAUAUGUACUGAUGGUUUGGAUUAUUAUGAGGCUCAAGAGAUAAAAAAACAAUGGAAAAAGGAUGGAAAAAAAAUUUUUAACUUAUAAUCAGUUAUAAUCAGGUGGUUAUUGCAUAUUAUGUUUCUUUAUAAUUAAUUUUUAAAUAUUAAUCAGCUUUUAUUAUAUAUAUAUAU
This is a messenger RNA of Aethina tumida (small hive beetle), 2414 nucleotides long. Its product is annotated as nibrin. Gene Ontology annotation, biological process: double-strand break repair via homologous recombination; mitotic G2 DNA damage checkpoint signaling. Bases 121 to 2328 code for a protein of 735 amino acids. NCBI's taxonomy places the organism in Eukaryota, Metazoa, Arthropoda, Insecta, Coleoptera, Nitidulidae. The record is from RefSeq and is a predicted model, not a curated record. Gene Ontology annotation, cellular component: Mre11 complex. The transcript has 8 exons. Gene Ontology annotation, molecular function: damaged DNA binding; protein binding.